CAUCACGUCUCCAGAACACUGGGACGCAUGUGCAUUUGAAGAUUGGGGCAAUGGUGGUGUCUGAGAGCGACAGGAAGUCAUUCGGAGAAGCGUGUUCAUAACAAGCAUGAGGUCAUUUUUUGGCUGAAUACUUGACAAUCUAGGCAAAAUCCGCUACCGCGGCCGAGAAUCAAUGAAAUGCGACAAGGGACGUUCAUCGAGGAUAACCAUUCGAUGAGUUCUGUGCCAAUUGAGUUGAGUCGGGAAGUUUAAGUGCAUGUGUCCAGGCUCGGUUCGUGUGGCCGUGAUUGGCGCUGGAGCAUCUGGUCUCGCUCAGCUCAAGCAGCUUCUUGAUGCGUUCGCUCGGCCAAACACGCCCCAGCUCGACGUAGUGGUAUAUGAAAGUCAGCGUGAAGUCGGCGGGACAUGGUUUCGAUCUAGCCAUGACAAGAAGAAGUAUAUCCGCCAUACCGACUCUGAUGGCCAGCUUUUCUUCUCUCCCGAUGCUGAGAACCCGUCGCCGAUGUACGAUGGCCUUCGGACCAAUCUUCCCUAUGAUCUCAUGAGUUAUCGAGAUUUUCCGAUGGAGCAUGAUGAUAUCUUUCCGGACCAACCGGCUGUCGAGCGUUAUCUGCGUGACUAUGCCAAGAAGUUCGACCUGUACAAAUAUAUCAGGUUCAAUACGCCCGUGAAGAGACUUUACCGUCAUGGCAAGUGGCGUAUCGAAACGGACACUGUUGAGGAUUUUGACUUUGUCUGCGUUGCCAAUGGUCAUUAUGCGGACUCCUGGAUCCCUCUGAUCCCUGGAUUAGAUUCAUUCCCCGGAGAGGUGCUUCAUUCUCGAUACUAUCGUUGCCCGGAAGAUUACGCAGGGAAGAGCGUCAUGGUCGUAGGGUCAUUUGCCUCAGGCUCAGACUUGUCAAGACAGCUGGCAGGCUUGAACCUGACGGGGCGGUCGAUGACCGUAUACCUGUCUUCGUCCGGAUCGACCUACUCUCCACCGCCAGGACCAGAUGACCCUCCACAACCGUGGAGAGAGUACAUCCGCAAUGUCCCGUUGAUAUCGCGCAUCGAUGAGACCAAGAUUUCUUUUGAGGACGGGUCUCAGGUCGACGACGUCGACACGCUGAUCUUCGCCACGGGGUACCGGUACAGUUUGCCAUUUUGCAAAGCUUUCGAUGAGCCGUGGAAGUCUACACCUCCACUAGAUAGGAUUGACGGAUCACUGUCUGGGCUGUCUAUGAGACAGCUCGACGAGCUUUUGCUCUUUCUCAAAGACGACAGGACGAUAUCUUUUCCUGUACUGCAAUACCAAAUAGUACCCUUUCCCCUCGCCGAGGUCCAAGCUCGCCUCACUGCUUUUCUCUGGGCAGGUCUCUUCAUGCUCCCAGAACACCUCAACCUCCCGUCAAACCCAUCGAAUCACCACUCUACCCCUCCCGCAACGCCCCCGGAUACACCCGUCCGCAAGGUUGUCUCGAUGCGCCAAAACUUGGUCUUUGGUGCGCCCUACGAGUUCAUCUACGCCGAGUACCUCAUGGACCUUAUGCGGGGUGUGGACGGUGACGAUACACCCUCCCAUUGGCAGAGGAUAGAACCGUGGCGGAGAGAACGCCGUGCAGACAAAGCUUUGAGACGUAAACUCUUGGGCUAUUGAUGCAUUUGAUCAUCCACC
Messenger RNA from Kockovaella imperatae, 1654 nucleotides. RefSeq lists its product as hypothetical. The record is from RefSeq and is a predicted model, not a curated record. The transcript has 6 exons. Gene Ontology annotation, molecular function: flavin adenine dinucleotide binding; N,N-dimethylaniline monooxygenase activity; NADP binding. The coding region runs from base 257 to 1636 and encodes 459 amino acids. Lineage: Eukaryota; Fungi; Basidiomycota; Tremellomycetes; Tremellales; Cuniculitremaceae.